Molecule: messenger RNA, 4286 nt
Organism: Suricata suricatta (meerkat)
Lineage: Eukaryota; Metazoa; Chordata; Mammalia; Carnivora; Herpestidae
Gene: CDH1
Product: cadherin 1
Exons: 16
Coding region: 103-2748 (881 amino acids)
Biological process (GO): multicellular organism development; cell-cell junction assembly; calcium-dependent cell-cell adhesion
Cellular component (GO): plasma membrane; catenin complex; adherens junction
Molecular function (GO): cadherin binding; calcium ion binding
Source: RefSeq, a predicted model, not a curated record
GGAGCACCUGUGAGUUCGCGGAAGUCCUGCAGUCCUCUAGCCCGGCCAAGCGCCGCAGGACCCAACCCAACCCAACUCGACCCGACUUCUGCCUGGCCCGCCAUGGGCCCUCCGUCCCGUAAUGUCUCUGCGCUCCUGCUGCUGCUACAGGUCACAUCAGGGCUCUGCCAGGAGCCGGAGCCCUGCCGUCCUGGCUUUGGUGCCGACAGCUACACGUUCACGGUGCCCCGGCGACAUUUGGAGAGAGGCCGAGUCCUGGGCAGAGUGAGUUUUGAAGGAUGCACCGGUCAACCAAGGACAGCCUAUUUUUCUGAUGACACGCGAAUCAAAGUGGGCACCAAUGGUGUGGUUACCAUCAAACGGCCUCUGCAACUUCAUAAACCGGAGAUGAGUUUUCUUGUCCACGCCUGGGACUCCAGCCGCAGGAAGCUCUCCGCCAAAGUUACACUGAAGGCAGUGGGACAUCAUCACCACCACCAUCACGACACUCUCUCUGAAACCCAGACAGAAGUGCUCACAUUUCCCAACUCCCAGCAUGGUCUCAGAAGACAGAAGAGAGACUGGGUUAUCCCUCCUAUCAGCUGCCCAGAAAAUGAAAAAGGCCCAUUUCCUAAAAAGCUGGUUCAGAUCAAAUCUAACAGGGACAAAGAAGUCAAGGUUUUCUACAGCAUCACUGGCCCAGGGGCUGACACACCUCCUGUUGGUGUGUUCAUUAUUGAAAGAGAAACAGGAUGGCUAAAGGUGACGGAGCCCCUGGAUCGAGAACACAUUGCCAAGUACAUUCUCUACUCGCAUGCUGUGUCUUCAAAUGGGGAAGCAAUAGAAGACCCAAUGGAGAUUGUGGUCACAGUGACAGAUCAGAAUGACAACAAGCCCGAGUUCACCCAGCAGGUCUUUGAAGGAUCUGUCCCGGAAGGUGCUCUUCCAGGAACGGCGGUGAUGCAGGUCACGGCCACGGACGCCGACGACGACGUGAACACCUACAAUGCCGCCAUCGCGUACACCAUCCUCUCCCAAGAGCCCCCGCUGCCGCAGAGCACAAUGUUCACCAUCAACAGGGAAACAGGAGUGAUCAGCGUGGUCACCACCGGGCUGAACCGGGAGAGUGUCCCCACGUACACCCUGGUGGUUCAGGCUGCUGACCUGCAAGGCGAAGGCUUGAGUACAACCGCAACGGCUAUGAUCACGGUCACUGACAUCAACGAUAACCCCCCCGUCUUCAAUCCCACCACGUACCAUGGGCAGGUGCCUGAGAACGAAGCCAAUGUCGAAAUCACCUUACUCAAAGUGACUGACGCCGAUGUCCCGAAUACCCCAGCGUGGCAGGCUGUGUACACCAUAUUGAACAACAAAGAUGACCAGUUUGUUGUCACCACAGACCCAGUAACCAACGAUGGCAUUUUGAAAACAGCUAAGGGCUUGGAUUUUGAGGCCAAGCGGCAAUACAUUCUGUACGUGGCCGUGGAGAACGUGGCGCCGUUCGAGGUCACUCUCUCCACCUCCACAGCCACGGUGACUGUUGACGUGGAGGAUGUGAACGAAGCCCCCGUCUUUGUGCCUCCACAAAAGGAAGUGCACAUCCCUGAAGACUUCCCCGUGGGCAUGGAAAUCACGUCCUACACCGCUGAGGAUCCGGACAAGUUUAUGGAACAGAGGAUAUCGUAUCGGAUUUGGAGGGAUGCUGCCAACUGGCUGGAGAUUAAUCCAGAAACUGGUGCCAUUUUCACUCGGGCUGAGCUGGACAGAGAGGACUCGGAGCAUGUGAAGAACAACACAUACACGGCCCUCAUUAUCGCCACUGACAAUGGUUCUCCACUUGCUACUGGAACGGGAACCCUUCUCCUGAUCCUCUCCGAUGUGAAUGACAAUGCCCCUGUACCAGAACCUCGGAGUAUGGACUUCUGCCAGAAGGAUCCACAACCUCAUACCAUCAACAUCAUUGAUCCAGAUCUUCCCCCCAACACAUCUCCCUUCACAGCAGAACUAACACACGGGGCAAGUGUCAACUGGACCAUUGAGUACAGUGAUCCAGCCCAUGAGUCUCUAAUUUUGAAGCCAAAGAGAACCUUAGAGUUGGGCGACUACAAGAUAAAUCUCAAGCUCAUGGAUAACCAGAACAAGGACCAGGUGACCACCCUAGAUGUGUACAUUUGCAACUGCGAAGGUGCCGCCAACGGCUGCAAGAGGAUCAUGCCUUACUCUGAAGCAGGCUUGCAAGUUCCCGCCAUUCUGGGCAUUCUCGGGGGAAUCCUCGCUUUGCUUAUCCUGAUUCUGCUGCUUUUGCUGUUUGUUCGGAGGAGAGGGGUGGUCAAAGAGCCCUUACUACCCCCAGAAGAUGACACCAGGGACAAUGUUUAUUACUAUGAUGAAGAAGGAGGUGGAGAAGAGGAUCAGGAUUUUGACUUGAGCCAGUUGCACAGGGGCCUGGAUGCUCGGCCUGAAGUGAUUCGCAACGAUGUGGCACCAACCCUCAUGAGCAUGCCCCAAUACCGGCCCCGCCCUGCCAAUCCUGAUGAAAUCGGGAACUUUAUUGAUGAAAACCUGAAGGCCGCGGACAGUGACCCCACUGCUCCUCCUUACGACUCUCUGCUUGUGUUUGACUAUGAAGGAAGCGGUUCUGAGGCUGCCAGCCUGAGCUCCUUGAACUCCUCAGAGUCAGACAAAGAUCAGGACUACGACUACCUGAAUGAGUGGGGCAAUCGCUUCAAGAAGCUGGCGGACAUGUAUGGUGGUGGGGAGGAUGACUAGGGGACUCGAGACAGUUGGGGAAGGAGAUGGGCCCCGACGUCAUGUGAUAGAAAAUGCAGAGGAUUGGUUUUGCAGCUCCGUUCCCUUGAGAUGAGGUUCUGGGGAAGAGAGGCUGCUCAGUGAUGCAGUUGGGGUAUUUGGGAUUUCCACUUUAUAGAUCUAAUCUGUGUGCGUUAGAAUGAUUUUCACCUAUUUUUUAAUCUUUUUUUUUUUCUUUUAAAACCCUUUAAAUGGUGAUGCUGUCCCAAAGCCCCCCGUAUGUUAAUAUUUCAAAACAAUAGCUUCGGCCUCAGAAGGUUCUGCUAGCAACUUGCAGAUUUCCUACGGGCUUUCGUCUCAUUUUUUUAAGGGAAGGGAGGAGUCAACUGCCCUAUUUGUGCGUUCAUGUGUGGUGAUUUUUAAUUUGUGUGCUUUUUCCUCGUGUCACUGCACAGUGCCCCCUCUUCUAGAAUCCACUCUUACUCCUUCUGAGCUUACAUCGCCCCAGACAGGGGUUCUCUGAUACAGAAACUCUUAGGCCCUUUUUGGGUAAGAGACUUGAUCUUAGUCUGACCAGAGUGUGACUGGGGGUAUUGUUUACUCUUAAGACCUGUAAUCUUCUGAGCAUAUAACUUAAAGUGGGGAUCCAUCCACUUAAUGGUCCUGCACAAGAAUGUUUAUUAUGUGUAUGUCAUUACUGGGGUGCUUUGGUUCUAAACAGGGAGCCGCAACCAGAAAGGGUGGUGAGUUUUCAGGUGUCACUCCACAUCUAAUGUUCACUUAACACUCAGACAAGAGUGAUCUAUUUCAGCGCUUACAGUCGUGCCUCGGGUGCUGCAGCCAAAGAGAGAUGGCUUUUGUCACAGCUGAGGACACCUUGAAAAAUGGGUUGGAAGGUGGCAGGAGACAUGUCACUGAGCCUGGCAAUUUAGCAAACUGAGGCUGAAGAUGGUUGAGGUGGCUUUACCUCUAGUCCUGAAAAUUCUAAAGAAUGGAAGAAUCUCAACAUGUGUCUCCAAUCAGGAUCCUUCCUCCAGACUUCGUUCCUGAAAACCCGGACCCCCCGAGUGCCUGCUGUUGUUGAUAGCCACAGGAUGUGCUGGCCGAUCUGGAAACAUCUGCCCCAAAUUCCAAGCAUGCAUAGAAAACUGAGAAUCUUAGGAGACCCAAUUUUUUCCCUUAGGAACAGGAAGGAAAUAUGGCGCUAAAAGGUGUUAAUAAGGGGAGUGUGGGGAGGACUUUGAUUUGGAUCUUCCUUUAGUUAAAAUGCGAACUUCAAGAGUCUUUUGCUUUACUGUCUGUCACCUGUUUUUUCUUUUUUUGAAGAAAAAAAAUCAUCCCUGCAAUUAUAUCUUGGAAUUGCCUUGAUUUUUCAACAAUUUAAACUCUAAUGUAGUCCUAUAUAGAGAAUGUCACUAUAGUUUUGAGUGUAAAUAUGUGUGGGUGUUGAUAAUUUUGUAUUUUCUUUGGGAGUGGAAAAGGAAAACCAUUCAAGCUGAACCAAUUCUGAAAUAUAUGUUUUUAUAAAUUUUAUUAAAGAAUUUUGUUAAACAUUGUCA